CUUUUCUCGAUCAAUCGCUCGACAUUCCAACAUCGCGACUCCAUUCCAGAUUGUCUGCAGCGAGUCGCCGUUUUCAGAGACAGAACAUGGCCGACUCGCGAUUCUCAGCGCUGUCAAGCGACCCGCGCUAUCGCAUUCCCAAUCGCAAAAAGUCCCGCACCGCCAUCGAUUCGCGAUUCAAGGGCAUUUUCUCGGAUCAAGAUUUCCGUAAAAAGGCCAGCGUCGAUCGCUAUGGACGGAAAAUCCAAGCGGAGAAAGGCAAGAAGGAAUUAGAAGAGAGAUUUCAGCUUGAAGAGGACGAAGAUGAAGAUGCGCCAGAAUUGUCUGAAGAGGACGAUGAAGAGGAUGAGGAAGAAGCUGGUAGGGCUACGACACUUGCGAGGCGGGACCCCGCGCGACAAGGUGGUUUCGCAGACGCAACAUCUUCAGAAGAAGAGUCUUCAGAAGAGGAAGAAGAGGAAAGUGAAGCAGAGAUCGAGUUAGCUGAGUUGACCGCCGGUCAAGAACAGGACGAAGAGAUUCCCAUGGGCGACGUCACGAAGAGGAUAGCGGCCGUCAAUUUGGAUUGGGACAACAUUCGAGCUUCAGAUAUCAUGGCCGUCUCAUCAAGUUUCGUGCCCGAAGGCGGAAAGGUGCAGCGGGUGAUAAUUUAUCCCAGCCAGUUCGGGAAAGAGCGACUACAGCGUGAGGAGCUGGAGGGACCUCCCAAGGAGAUCUUCAGUGCAGGAAAGAAGAAAAGCGCUGAGGAUGACGAGGAAGAGGACGAGGAGGACAGUGAAGAUGAGGAAGCUCGAAUCAAAAAGCAACUCCUUGACGAACAGACUGGCGAAGGUGAUGAAUUCGACACAGCAAAGCUGCGGCAAUACCAGCUGGAACGACUAAGAUAUUACUAUGCGGUUAUUGAGUGCGACAGUGAACGGACGGCCAAAGCGCUGUACGAUUCCAUGGACGGGCGAGAAUACCUCUCUACUGCAAAUUUCUUCGAUUUGCGCUUCGUUCCUGACGAGACUUCCUUUGAAGAUGACCAACCCCACGAAGAAUGCGAUUCUCUGAUCUCAGGCUAUCGACCGAACGAAUUCAAGACCGAAGCUCUCACUCACUCCAAAGUUCGCCUCACCUGGGACGACGAUGAUGCCACCCGCAAGGAAGUUCAAAAACGCGCUUUCUCUCGUGCUGAGAUGGACGAAGAAGAUCUGAAAGCUUAUAUUGGCUCCGACUCCUCCGAUGCCGAAAGCAUAUCCUCCAAGAAGUCCUCAGCCGAAGAUCGCAAGGCGAAGAAACGUGACGCACAGCGUGAGAAGAUGCGUGCAGCCCUCGGUCUUGCCCCGGAGCCAACAGCCAAAUCUUCAUCGAAGAAGAACCCCGCUGAGCCAGUUGGAGACAUGCAAAUUACCUUCACAUCCGGCCUGGGAGGCGGCAAAGAAGGCAAAAGUGUCUUUGAGAACGAGCCCCAGGACGAAGAGAGCACCCGCGCCCGCUACAUCCGCAAAGAACGCGAGCGAAAACAACGCCGCAAAGAGAAAAACAAAGCCGGCGGCAAACCCGACGAUGGCGAAGCCGACGACGCAGAGGUUGCCGAGAACGACGACGAAGAAGCUGAAGAAGCAGACCCCUUUGACGAUCCCUUCUUCAACGACCCCUCCGCCGCCUCCAAAGCCGAAGCCAGCGCCAAAAAAGCCGAGAAACAACGCAAACGCGCCGCCCUCGCCGCCACCGACGCCGAAACCCAACAACGCGCCGCCGAACUGGACCUGCUCAUGGCAUCCGAGCAAGCGGACAACCUCCGGCACUUCGACAUGCGGGAGAUCAAGAAGGCGGAGAAGGACGCCAAGCGAAGCAAGAAUAAGAAAUUCAAGAACAAAUCGGCUGCUGCCGCCGAGGCUGCUGUGGCAGAUGAAUUCCAGGUCGAAACGGAUGAUCCAAGAUUCAAGAAACUUUUUGAAAGUCAUGAGUUUGCGAUUGAUCCGACCGAUCGGUUAUUUGCGGGGACGAAGGCGAUGAAGGCUACUGUUGAGGAAGGGAGGAAGAAGAGGAGAAGGGUUGGUGGGAAGGGAGAUGAGGCGCCGGAGGAACCUGAGGAGGAGGAGAGGAGGGAGAGGAAGCAGGGGAAGAAGGCGAGACGGGCGAGGGUGUAA
Messenger RNA from Dissoconium aciculare CBS 342.82, 2135 nucleotides. RefSeq lists its product as uncharacterized. Gene Ontology annotation, molecular function: RNA binding. Gene Ontology annotation, biological process: rRNA processing. Lineage: Eukaryota; Fungi; Ascomycota; Dothideomycetes; Mycosphaerellales; Dissoconiaceae. The coding region runs from base 87 to 2135 and encodes 682 amino acids. The record is from RefSeq and is a predicted model, not a curated record. Gene Ontology annotation, cellular component: nucleus. The transcript is spliced from 2 exons.